AUGUGCCGGAUCCUCUGCAUGCGUCAGGAGUUGCUGAUGGACCCGAACAAAGAGAAGAUUCUCACGAUUUGCGCCCGCUCCAAGUCGGCCGCUCGUCGGUCCGCGGCUGCCGACCCAUUCGACGAGGUCCAAGCGGUACCUGCCGCCUGCUACUGCGCCAUCUGCCCCCUCCAAUGUGGCCCUCACUACCGAUACCCACCGCCCCAACACCACCACCAGCUGCAACAGCAUCAGCAUCAGCAUCAGCAACACCAACAGACCGUCUGGCCCUGCUGUGCCUUGAUGGCGCCAGUCUGUCCACACUGCGGCCCCGUCUGCCCGGCUCAUCUGCCCAGCCUCCCGGUCGCCUCGGCCGACGAUUGUCAGAUCUGCAGGCAGCAACGCCUCCAGACGCCGUCUCGUCCGGACGUCGAGUCGUCCGUCGGCGAACUGGCCAACGAGGCCGGACCGCCUCGCAGCCACCGGCAACCGCAGGUCUGGAGCCAGACGUCGACGCCGCGCCGGCCCGUCUGUUGCCGGCCUGCACCAGUCUGUCGUCAAGGCGACCGGCCGGGCUCGCCGUUCGCCUCGAGUCUGUCGCAGACCACUUCCAGCCCCGACCGGCUGCACAGACGGUCCGAGGAGUCUGCGGUGGCAGCAAAGGCUGGCACCUCCGCCGCAGUGGGUAGGUAUCAUAAGAGAGGGGAUUGUGUCCUCACGAAUGAGUAG
Molecule: messenger RNA, 708 nt
Organism: Protopolystoma xenopodis
Lineage: Eukaryota; Metazoa; Platyhelminthes; Monogenea; Polystomatidea; Polystomatidae
Source: the annotation of a GenBank genome assembly